AGAUAGAGAGAGAGAGAGAGAGAGAGAGAGAGAGACUCUUGAUUCACGAGUGUUGUGACCGGGCUGUACCGUUAUUGUCCCUGUGAGCGGAGCCAAUACAAGCGUCAGAGCAAAAAUCUACUGUGGAGAAUUUAAAGGGCACACACACAUCCACACGCACGCAUCCAGCCGACAUGGGGAAGGUGGAAGGAGGAAUGAAAUGCGUGAAAUAUCUCCUGUUCGUGUUCAACUUCAUAUUCUGGUUGAUGGGAUCUUUUGUUCUGGCUGUGGGGCUGUGGCUGCGUUUUGAUCCAGAAACUGUGUCUCUGCUCAAUGGAGAAAAGGCUCCAGACACUUUCUUCAUAGGGGUGUACAUCCUGAUAGGUGCUGGCAGUCUGGUGAUGUUGGUGGGUUUCUUUGGCUGCUGUGGAGCUGUGCGAGAAUCUCAAUGCCUCCUUGGUUCUUUCUUUGCCUGCCUGCUGAUCAUCUUUGGUGCUGAGAUUGCAGCAGGGGUGUUUGGGUUCUUAAACAAAGACAAGAUAAUCGAAGACGUUCAGAACUUUUACGCAACCACCUACAACGAAAACAAUAACAGCACAUUGAUCCUGUCAUACGAGAAAGUGCUGAACUGUUGUGGAACCAUAGCAAGCCAAUGCUCUGAUCCCAAACCGGGAACAAAGGACUGUGAGACAGGCAUCAAGGACUUCUUCAACAGUAAACUCUACAUCAUUGGGUACGUGGGCAUCGGCAUUGCUGGAGUCAUGGUUAUCGGGAUGAUCUUCAGUAUGGUGCUCUGUUGUGCUAUUCGCAACAGUAGGGAGGUCAUCUGAGCGAGAUCAUGGACUUGUACCAAUCACCACUCUCAAAAGACUGUACAGCCUUCAGAUCACAUGUCCAAUAUCCGUUGUGGGACCAAGGAACCAAAAAGUUCUCUUUCCACUGUGGUGCUUAACCCAGCUAUCCUGGCCUUAUUUACCACUAUUUU
Molecule: messenger RNA, 964 nt
Organism: Labrus mixtus (cuckoo wrasse)
Lineage: Eukaryota; Metazoa; Chordata; Actinopteri; Labriformes; Labridae
Product: tetraspanin-2-like
Exons: 8
Coding region: 174-809 (211 amino acids)
Cellular component (GO): membrane
Source: RefSeq, a predicted model, not a curated record